Psylliodes chrysocephalus is the source of this 411-nucleotide messenger RNA. The record is from the annotation of a GenBank genome assembly. NCBI's taxonomy places the organism in Eukaryota, Metazoa, Arthropoda, Insecta, Coleoptera, Chrysomelidae.
AUGCUAGUCUCGCUCGUUACGUGUAUAAAAAAAAUUAUACAACGAGUAUUUACACGCACGUACGUUAUGUACAAAACACGUAAACCCAAACACACAACACACACACACACAGGUGUGUGUGUGCGUAUAUGUGUAUAUAGGUUAAUACGUUGCUUUCGCAUUUUAAGAUGUCGCGUUUGUAUAAAUAUACACACGCGUUGGCAUCCAACGCGCUCUGACAUUUUCAUAAUGCUGUCGCAUAAUGAAAACCGAGCAGUCUUUGAAAUUGAUACGACCCUCAGCCAGGAGUGGUCCGGGAACGAGUAUCCGAGGACCGCAAUGUGCGUUCGAAAUGUCGAUGUUCAUGUGUCCUGCAGUUCACAAGUUGACGCGCAAUUAGCUGCGUUCUUCAUCGACCCACGAGCCAAGUGA